AUGGUAUUCCACUUGGAACAACAGUGCUUAAAUGUGAGAAUUGAAUGUCCCCUUCACAUAGUGGGAUGCACUUUUGAGGGUCUUCGAUCUGAAGUGAAUAAACAUGUCACAGAGCAGCUGUCAAGUCAUAUUGGUCUCUGCUUUAAGUACAUGAGGGAAACGAAAGAGAGUGGAGUCAAUUCCUCCCAACAGCAAGCAGACCAGGAAGGAAUGUUGAUUCAACAGCAACAAAAAGAAAUAGAGGAACUGAAGAAUCAUGUUACUUUGCUCAGUAAUGAGAUGCACCAUCUGAAACAUCAACUGGAGGAGGCAAAGGAAGCACUAGUGAGACUUGGGACACCACUACAAAUAAUCAAGUUGAGGAAGCAAGCAGGACGUUUUUGCGAUGGAAUAUAUACCUUGAGAAUAGAAAAGUUCAGAGAUUGUUUUCAAGAUGCCAUCAGUGGAUCUUGCACAGCAAAGUAUAGCCCUUCAUUUUACACGAGUCUGUACCUUGGUUACAACUUGUGCAUGCGAAUUAACAUGAAUGGCAUGGAUGAUGGUGUUGGCAAACACAUGGCAUUGCUCAUUCAUUUGAUGCAAGGCGAUCAUGAUGAUUUCUUGGAAUGGCCAAUUGCGGUGUGUAGAAAACGAAGACCCCCAUCAAAAUCAUUCGGAUUCGGCUGGAAACUGCUUUUAACGACUCCUAGACACUAAAGGAGUGUAAAAAACAACACGGCCCCUGAAGAUGAACCCUACAUUUUUUUUCUGGGAUGCCCGUCCUUAGGUAAAUGCUUGAAUAAACAUAGCUACGAAUUGAAUUUACAUAGUAUAAACAGGGCCUAUUUAGAAAGAAAACAUAUCAGAUCUUAUCAUCGGAGAAAGGUUUCUGUCCCAACACUCAGGGGGCAGCGAUUUGUCUGUCGCAACUGUUUGUUAAAAAUUCUCGUUAACAAUUAAUCCAACUGGACGCAUAGCUGCGUGAACUCGGGCUUUCAAUACCACGCAUCUGAAAUUAUCUUCAAGAGACUGUGCCAGAUCGCCAUUGUUACUGUCGUCACGCAAUUCCGUCUUUGCCGGUCAUGAAUAAGUCUA
This is a messenger RNA of Stylophora pistillata, 1074 nucleotides long. Its product is annotated as TNF receptor-associated factor 6. Lineage: Eukaryota; Metazoa; Cnidaria; Anthozoa; Scleractinia; Pocilloporidae. The record is from RefSeq and is a predicted model, not a curated record. Gene Ontology annotation, cellular component: plasma membrane signaling receptor complex. Gene Ontology annotation, biological process: lipopolysaccharide-mediated signaling pathway; regulation of apoptotic process; innate immune response. Gene Ontology annotation, molecular function: ubiquitin protein ligase activity; protein binding; zinc ion binding.